Messenger RNA from Trichoplusia ni (cabbage looper), 1549 nucleotides. RefSeq names its product serine/threonine-protein phosphatase 6 regulatory subunit 2-like. Gene Ontology annotation, cellular component: cytosol; nucleus. The record is from RefSeq and is a predicted model, not a curated record. NCBI's taxonomy places the organism in Eukaryota, Metazoa, Arthropoda, Insecta, Lepidoptera, Noctuidae. The transcript is spliced from 11 exons. Gene Ontology annotation, molecular function: protein phosphatase binding; protein phosphatase regulator activity. The annotation marks the transcript as partial.
UCUGUCAAAUAGAAAACGGAUCGUUGCACUCACAGGAACGCUAAAAUUGAUAAAAUAAUAAGAUUUCUAUGGAUUUAGAUUAAUAACUCAUCUUGUACUUAUUAAUUUUAACUAUGUUUUGGAGCGGAAACUAUAUUGGAGUUAGGGAGUUAAAUUUUCUUCUCAAAGAGGAGAAUGUUACGUUGUCACAAGUGUUGGAGGCGGACGAUAUUCUGCAAGAAUGCAAGGUGGACAACAAAGCUCUCAUACAGUUUUUGACAAAGCCAGAGAUCCUAGCAGAACUUAUAACUUUAAUAACGGAGGAGCCACCUAAGAAUUUGGAGCUUGCCUCACAGUACCGGCAUGCAAACAUUGCAUGUGAGGUGCUCACCAGCCACCUGUCCAUGCUGAGUGACCGUCUCUCACUGGAUGCUGUGCAAAUGAACCGCCUCUGCGACUUCCUCAAGAAAGAUCCACCUCUAAAUCCCUUGCUAGCAUCAUAUUUCAGUAAAACUGUUGAGAUGCUGUUGGAGAGGAGCCCCAAACAGGACUGUUACCUGUACCACAUAGUGUGCCUCCGAGUGCUGGACUUCUUCAAGUCCCGCCGCGACUUCCUGCCGAAUCUGCUGCGACACAUGUCCACCUCUGCCAUCGCUGACACUUUCAAGUAUUUCAUUAGGCUGGAUGACCUCUUUAAAAAAACUGUCAUGGAGUGGUUAGAAGAGCACCAGUUCUUGGAGUGUUUGAUACAAAUAAUCUGCGGCACGUACGUCCCUGAGGAGAUCCCAGCGGCGGUGGCGCAGCCCGAGCCGCCGGAGAAGGCGGAGCGCGAGACCAGCGAGAAGCCCGACGCCAACCACAAGGAAGAGGCCAAGGACGCCGGCGGUAGCGACGCCGACGGGGAUAAAGGUUCACCAAAGCCAGAAAACAGCACGGAGACGAGUUCAACAGUGGAGGCCGAGGCGGCGGAGGAGGCGAAGUUUCGCAUCGCGGCCGUCGCCUCCGCCAACGCCGCGUCGCUGCUGUGCGACCUCAUCGUGAACGUGUGCGCGGCGGAGGGCUGCGUGACGAGGCGCGCGAGCUGGGAGCUGGUGUGGCGCCUGCAGGCCGAGGCGGGCGUGCGCGCGCUGCUGGCCGGCAUGUUCACGUCGCCGCCGCGCGCGCGCCGCACCGCGCUCGUCAACGGCUGCCAGCUGCUGCGCGCGCUGCUGCUGCACGAGCCCAUGCUGCGCAUGAAGAAGGCGGCCAGCGACGAGGAGGCGGGCCGCGCGGCGCCCCGGCCGACUACGUCGCCGGGCGUGGGCGAGGGCGGCGGCGCGGCGUGGGGCUGGCGCGCGUGCAGGUGGCGCGCGCUGCUGGCGCACCUGGCGCUGUCCGAGGUGGCCGACGUGCCCACCACCAUGCUCACGCUGGGCACGCCGGGAGUGCUGAUCGACAUGUUCUUCCGCUACCCCAACAACAACUUCCUGCACGCUCAGGUGUACACGCUCAUCAACCACGCGCUCACCAAUCGCGUGUACCGCAUGCAGUACGCCAGGCAUUUGUUAGUGGAGUGCGACCUGCUGACGCG